AGAAAAAGAGGCGGCGGCAGCAGCGGCGGCGGCAGACGCGGAGGAGGCCGCGGCUUGGAUUCCGACGGCGACGGGAAGGGAAGCCGCCGCCGCUGCUACGACGACUGAGGAGAAAAGGAGCCCUUCGAAGAAGGCUGGCCCUCCGUCCGGCCCAGGUGGGCAGCGCAGCUGGCAGCAGGCCUCGUCCGCGCCUCCCCACCGCCGCGCGCCCGCUUCGCCCCUUUCCCUCAGAGCGGAGUCUCGGCUCGGCCGGCUCGGGCCUCAGCGGCGGCGCCGGAGAUGAUGCCGAUGAUAUUAACUGUGUUCCUGAGUAACAAUGAACAGAUUCUGACUGAAGUGCCAAUUACACCUGAAACAACCUGCCGAGAUGUGGUGGAAUUUUGCAAAGAACCUGGGGAAGGUAGUUGCCAUCUUUCUGAAGUCUGGCGCGGGAAUGAACGACACAUCCCCUUUGAUCACAUGAUGUAUGACCAUCUACAGAAGUGGGGACCCCGUAGGGAGGAGGUCAAGUUUUUUCUCCGACAUGAAGAAUCCCCAACAGAAAGUAGUGAACAAGGACGGCAGACUCAAAACCAAAGGAACGGAAUCAGUAUACCUGGGGAGAAGCGUUCUGAAAAUGGGGUUGGAAACCCACGUGUUGAACUCACACUUUCAGAACUUCAGGAUAUGGCUGCCAGGCAACAGCAGCAAAUUGAAAAUCAGCAGCAAAUGCUGGUUGCCAAGGAACAACGUUUACGUUAUCUCAAGCAGCAAGAACGCCGUCAACAGCAGUCUGUGUCUGAGAGUGAAAAGCUUCAGAAACUUAAAGAACGAGUGGAAACCCAGGAGACAAAGCUGAAAAAAAUCCGUGCCAUGAGAGGGCAGGUGGAUUACAGCAAGAUUAUGAACGGCAAUUUGUCCACUGAAAUUGAACAUAUCAGUGCCAUCUUCCAGGAAAAGCAACAAGAGUUACAAGCAGCAGUGUUAAAGGUGGAUCAGCUUACUCAACAGCUAGAGGACCUGAGAAAAGGGAAGCUGAAUGGGUUCCAGUCUUACAAUGGACAGAUGACAGGGCCUGCCGCUGUAGAAUUAAAAAAAUUAUACCAAGAGCUACAGAUUCGUAACAGGCUUAAUCAGGAACAGAACACCAAGCUUCAGCAGCAGAAAGAACUUCUGAAUAAGCGUAACAUGGAGGUUGCCAUGAUGGACAAGCGUAUCAAUGAGCUACGUGAGCGCCUAUACAAGAAAAAAGUUGAGGCACGUCAAAAAGAAAACAUCCCUUUAAACCGGAUAAAUGGAACAUCCUCUCCUCAAUCGUCGUUGAACGCUUCGGGCAGAGUUGCAGCCGUGGGGCCAUACAUUCAAGUUCCUAGUUCCAGCAGCUAUGCUGUGCCAGUUGACCCAGUGAAACCACAGUCCCUCACUAUUACUACUAGUGCAACUCAUGGAAGAUCAAAAUCUGUAGAUACAGACUAUGGGUGUGUGAAAAAAUCUCCAGGUCCCUGGAAGAUUUCUGAUUUAGACAUUAUAGUGGAUCCUAUUCUGUCACCUCCCUCUCUUCAGUCUGCUGUUCACAAUAUCAUCCAUUCAGCUUCUACUCUUUCUGAGAUCCUGCACUAUGAUGAUAAUAGAAGGUCAUGGACUGUGUCAGAUCUUGAUGUUGGGCCUGAAGGCAGUUCUUCGUGGCAUUCAGGAAACAAAAAACAGCAGUUUACGAACUCUAAUGAGGGAACCUGGUCAGCAGUUAAGCAGAGUCCUGUUCCUGUGGUGAAGCCGCCACAAAUCUCGAAUGCAGACUGGAAGGAAUCAAGCAUGGACGCUGGUUUAAAACAAGGAACGAUAUCAAGCCAGCCUUUGUCUUCUUCAUUAGGAAGUACUGAUAAGCUGGGUCUUGAUAUAGGGAAAGUACCACCUACCAUCCCUGGAGCAAGUAAGCAGUUGCCCCAGAACUAUGGGACCUACCCAAGCUCCAUUCCAUUGGGAACAGGUUCUACCAAUUCCCUUGAAAGGCGAAAAGAUGGCAGCCUCCCAAGACCUGGCUCUACAGCAGCAAGCCGGCAAAGACCUGUUCCGUUACCACCAGCAAGCAGCAUUCAUCAGCCAAGCUCUUCGCAACAAAUACAGCAGAGAAUAUCUGUGCCUCCAAGCCCCACAUAUCAACCUUCUGGCGCCCCAUUAUUUCCAGGUGGUGAUGGCAGGCCUGAUCUCCCCUUAACUGUGGCCAUCAGGCCUUUCUUAGCUGACAAAGGCUCAAGGCCUCAGUCUCCCAGGAAAGGACCCCAAACCGUGAACUCCAGUUCCAUCUAUUCCAUGUACCUUCAGCAAGUGACGCCACCAAAGAACUAUCAACAGGCUGUAUACAAUACCCUGAACAAGUCAGUUAAAGCAGUUUAUGGGAAGCCUGUUGUACAGUCCGGUUCGACUUCCCCUUCGCCGUUGCCAUUCCUUCACAGCUCUUUGCCUCCCAAUCCAUCACAGCCUCAACCUCCCGAGUAUAGUGAAAAAGAUCAAGAACUGGAAAACAUCCCGCCCUCUGGUGAUAACAGCAACGUAGAAAAUAUCCCUCGCCCCCUCAGCCCCACCAAGCUCACGCCCAUCGUGCAUUCGCCCCUUCGCUACCAAAGUGAUGCCGAUUUGGAAGCCCUUCGCAGGAAACUCGCCAAUGCUCCCAGGCCCUUGAAGAAGCGGAGUUCCAUCACUGAACCAGAAGGCCCCAGUGGGCCAAACAUUCAGAAGCUAUUGUACCAGCGCUUUAAUACCCUGGCCGGAGGAAUAGAAGGUGCCCCUUUUUAUCAGCCAAGCAACUCACAGGACUUCAUAGGCACCUUGGCGGAUGUUGACAAUGGGAACACAAACACCAAUGGCAAUAUUGAGGAGCCCGUAGCUGUGCCCCCAACAGCUCCUCUUCCCGAUGAGCCUUCAUCAGAUGCCAAUGAUAAUGAACUACCUUCUCCUGCAACUGAGGAGUUGAUCAGUGAAGAAAACACAAAUCAAAUGCCCGAGACAACGGGGGACGAUAACAACAACAACCCUGCUGUAGCCCCUUCUAUUGAGCGACCACCUAGUCCAACCCCAGAGGCAGAUUCCCCAGAAGAAGAGGAAAUGCAGCCACCACCUGCUCUUCCUCCUCCUCCACUUCCUGCGACCAAAAGAACCAACCUGAAGAAACCCAAUUCGGAGAGAACUGGCCACAGCUUGAGGGUCAAGUUCAAUCCCUUGGCUUUGCUGCUGGAUGCCUCUUUGGAGGGAGAGUUUGACCUGGUGCAAAGGAUCAUAUAUGAGGUGGAUGACCCCAGCAAACCUAAUGAUGAAGGAAUCACUCCUCUGCACAAUGCAGUGUGUGCUGGCCAUCAUCACAUAGUUAAGUUCCUGUUGGAUUUUGGUGUCAAUGUGAAUGCAGCAGACAGUGAUGGAUGGACUCCUUUGCACUGUGCUGCCUCUUGCAACAGCGUUCAUCUCUGCAAGCUACUUGUUGAAUCUGGAGCAGCAAUUUUUGCUUCAACCAUAAGUGACAUAGAAACUGCAGCAGACAAGUGUGAGGAAAUGGAAGAAGGUUAUAUUCAGUGUUCCCAGUUUCUGUAUGGUGUGCAGGAGAAACUGGGAGUAAUGAACAAAGGCGUCGUGUAUGCGUUGUGGGAUUAUGAAGCUCAGAACAACGAUGAGUUGUCAUUCCAUGAAGGAGAUGCAAUUACCAUUUUGAGGCGCAAAGAUGACAAUGAAACAGAUUGGUGGUGGGCUCGUCUCAAUGACAAGGAAGGCUAUGUGCCUAAAAAUCUCUUGGGGUUAUAUCCAAGAAUAAAACCUAGGCAACGAACUCUUGCCUGAAAACCAUCAUUUGGCAAUACAGUAUCUUGCUGGCAACUGGAAGUAUACACUGGAAACAUUUUCAAUCACAUUUCACCAGAAGUAAAGCUAUACUUGUUUUAAUUGGUGCUCUUGUUAAAUUGAUGGGCAGCAUUUGAGAUUUCCGAUCUGCAGUUUGUAUGUGAGAUCCGUUCCAUGUUCACCCACCCAGUCAUUGGGAGAGGUACUCAACACAGCCUACAGUAUUUUGCCAAUUGAAUUAAAAGAACAAAACUUGUGCUAGAUGUUAAAAACCUUUGCAAAACACAGAUAUGCUGUCUGAUCCAUUCUAGUCCACAGUAACUGUCAAGGUCUUUAUUAAAAUUGUCAACUGAU
Messenger RNA from Lacerta agilis (Sand lizard), 4158 nucleotides. It is a transcript of the gene PPP1R13B, whose product is annotated as protein phosphatase 1 regulatory subunit 13B. Gene Ontology annotation, molecular function: transcription factor binding; p53 binding. NCBI's taxonomy places the organism in Eukaryota, Metazoa, Chordata, Lepidosauria, Squamata, Lacertidae. The transcript has 19 exons. Bases 280 to 3804 code for a protein of 1174 amino acids. The record is from RefSeq and is a predicted model, not a curated record. Gene Ontology annotation, cellular component: nucleus. Gene Ontology annotation, biological process: regulation of apoptotic process; negative regulation of cell cycle; apoptotic process.